AUGGAAACAACUGGAAAGCCGGACUAUCCAAUACUUAAGUAUUUUAUACUAAUCAUUUUAACACUUCUCGGUCUUGAUUUCAUCUUCUCAUCUCCUCCAUGGACAGAUCCCCGCGAAAAGGACUGCAGGGCCCGCGGCCCACGCCUCUCAAAUCACAAUGUCCGUAAAGGCUCGCACAAGAUCCGAAAACCACCGGUGGCACCACCACCUCAUCAAAAACAAUCACAGCAGCAACAACCGCGGUCUCCGAUCAUAAUUUACACCGUGUCUCCAAUAGUGAUCCACACCCAUCCUAGUGAGUUCAUGAAUUUAGUCCAACGCCUCACCGGAUCAUCUUCUUCUUCCGCCACGUGUAAAACAUACAAUCUCUUCCAUGACGAUUGUGGGGCGGUAUCGCCUGCGGCCAGAUAUGCUACAAUCGAGAAGGCUAAUAAAUCCCCGGAAGGAAAGAAGAAAGUAAGCGAUGUGGGAUUCGAAGAGAGAGGUGGGGAUGUGUUUAUGGAGAGGUCAAGUAAUAGUUUUCCAGGUAUUUUGUAGCCGGGGCCGGCUUCCUUGCAACCGAUAUCACCAACUCUUUUCCUGCGCCGUCGAACUCGAUUGCGAGCUUUUUCUAUGAUUUGAGUCCUGCAAUACAUGGGAACAGUAGUUUCAUGAGAGCAUCUAAAGUGAUAAAAUUUGUGGUCAC
Tripterygium wilfordii is the source of this 685-nucleotide messenger RNA. Its product is annotated as protein MKS1-like. Bases 1 to 537 code for a protein of 178 amino acids. The transcript has 2 exons. NCBI's taxonomy places the organism in Eukaryota, Viridiplantae, Streptophyta, Magnoliopsida, Celastrales, Celastraceae. Gene Ontology annotation, cellular component: nucleus. The record is from RefSeq and is a predicted model, not a curated record.